AUGGCCUCCGUCUCGGAGCUCGCUUGCAUCUACUCUGCCUUCAUUCUGCAUGACGAUGAGGUGAUGGUCACGGCUUUGGCCAAUGUCAACAUCAGGAGCCUCAUCUGCAAUGUGGGGGCUGGCGGACCUGCUUUGGCAGCUGGACCAGCAGGAGGUUCUGCCUCAUCCACCAUUGCUGCCCCAGCUGAGGAGAGGAAAGUAGAAGCAAAGAGAAGAAUCUGGAGAGUAUGA
Dama dama (fallow deer) is the source of this 231-nucleotide messenger RNA. RefSeq names its product large ribosomal subunit protein P1-like. The record is from RefSeq and is a predicted model, not a curated record. Gene Ontology annotation, cellular component: cytosolic large ribosomal subunit. Bases 1 to 231 code for a protein of 76 amino acids. Gene Ontology annotation, molecular function: protein kinase activator activity; ribonucleoprotein complex binding; structural constituent of ribosome. The transcript is spliced from 2 exons. Gene Ontology annotation, biological process: cytoplasmic translation. Lineage: Eukaryota; Metazoa; Chordata; Mammalia; Artiodactyla; Cervidae.